UGAAAACUUCCUUUUACGCAUCUCCCGGUGGUCAAAGCCGGGCAUCAUUUUAACGCGAUAACGACCAAAUUUCGGGAGAGUUCGGUGUCGGGCGGCUUCAGAACAUCGUGUGAUAAUGGCCGGAGAAAUUUCCAUGAUCGGUUCGGUGAUCCUGGCCCUGUUCCUGGCUGGGUAUCUGGGUCAGCAAUAUUUACCACCCCCCAAACCCAGAGUGAUAGGCCUGGACCUCGGGACCACCUUCUGCUCUGUUGGGGUCUUCCAGCCGGGCAGUGGGGAUGUGGAGAUCAUCGCUGAUGAAGAGGGGAGGAAGAGCAUCCCCAGCGCCGUGUCGUUCACCAACACAGAGGUGCUGGCAGGACACGAAGCCGUGGACCUGGCCGACAGCAACCCUCAAAACACAAUCUACGACUCCAAGAGGUUCAUAGGAAAGAUAUUUGAGGAUGGGGUCCUGGAGCAGGAGAGUGCUCGCUACCCGUUCAAGGUGAUCAACAACAAUGGAAGUGCAGAGUUUCUGAUCUCCACCAACGGCACCUUCACUGUGAGCCCAGAGUUCAUCGGCUCUCGGCUGCUUCUGAAGAUGAGGAAGAUGGCAGAAAAGCAGCUCAACGUGCCCAUUCAGAAGGCUGUCAUCUCUGUGCCUGCAGAGUUUGAUGAGAGGCAGAGGAACUACACUGUGAGGGCUGCCAACCUGGCAGGCCUGGAGAUCUUGCGUGUAAUCAAUGAGCCAACGGCUGCAGCCAUGGCCUACGGCCUGCACAAGGUGGAUGUAUUCAACGUGUUGGUGGUCGACCUCGGAGGAGGGACCCUGGAUGUUUCUCUGCUCAACAAACAGGGAGGCAUGUUUCUCACCAGAGCCAUGGCAGGUAAUAACAAGCUUGGAGGUCAAGACUUCAGCCAGAGGUUGCUGCAGUACGCCACAGAGCGAGUCCGACAGGAGUUUGGUGUCCCCCCUACCCUGAAAGAGGACAUCCACCGCCUCAGACAGGCUGUAGAGGCAGCCAAGCUAAAUCUCACCGUCCACCCCAGCACCACCAUCAGGCUACCGCUGGACCUCCACACCCAUGACAGCUCAGAGUCACCAAAAGACCAGACUCCGGUUCUCUUCCAGUCCGUGAUCACUCGCAAGCUGUUCGAAGAGCUCAACGAGGACCUGUUCCAGAAAAUUCUGGCCCCUGUUGAAACUGUGCUGUCUGAAGGCCACCUGGAGAAGGAGGAGGUGGAUGAGAUCGUUCUGGUUGGAGGGUCCACCAGGAUACCCCGGAUUAGACGGCUGAUCAGCGAGUACUUUGGGAAGGAGCCUAACACUUCGGUAGACCCCGACCUAGCCGUGGUGACAGGUGUGGCCAUUCAGGCCGGCAUCAUGGGCGGCUCUUGGCCCUUACAAGUGAGUGCUAUAGAAAUCCCAAACAGACACCUGCGCAAGACGAACUUUAGCUAAUCUUUACCUGGGUUAAUUAUCUCAAACACAGGGAUGCUUCAGAGACUGGCUAGCUAUUCCUAACUGCUCCUUGCUUUUGUUCUGCACUUCAUAGAAAUCUAAGGUUGUUCAGCCUGACCUCUAAGGGGAUUGAAGCUGACGUGACAGUUUCAUUUUCACACCAAUGUUCCUCUUCACUUUGUGUUUCCUGGAACCAUCUAUAGAAGUGAACAAACCCGUUUUUACAGGGAAAGCUGCUGCUGUUGCACACAAACCCGUGAGAUGCUGGUAAACGGUGACGUAAUCCCAUGAAGGCUGAAGUCUUUUGUUGAUCUCCAUGAAGCUUCAUUUUUGAAGCUUGUACGUGGUAGACAAUGUUCAAAUCAGGGAACGAUCAUUCUGACAAAUUACUUAAUAACUCUCCAGUUCAGCCUCAUUUAUUUAUUUAUUUAUUUAUUGCCAGUGUGUGUUUGUGUGUCAGAGAGAGAGCAUGCCUUAUGCAAAUGUUUGCUGGCCUUUAAUAUUUUUUAAGAAAACUUAAUCCAUCAUUUCCAUGCAGUGUUCAUGUGACAGAAAAAAAGACAAUGUUUAUGGUUUGACCCCGUUUAUACCUUGCAUUAAGAUCUGUUUUGGGCAUUCAGAUACCAAGUGGUAAUCCUUAACACUCUGGGUGUUAUCAGGGUCAAACCGUUUGACUCUGAUGAAGACGCAGUGCGCGUCGAAACGUUAGUCCUCUGCACCUGAUUAAACGUCAUCAAGUGAUUCGUGUGCUCCAGUUUCUUCAUUGGGUUUACCUGGUUUACCCACUGAAACACCUCUGUUUGUUGCUGGUCCUUCUGUGAGCACCGACCUCCACUAGUGGAGGGGCUGAAGCGCAAGAGACUCUCUUACCAGUAGUGGAGCACUAGGCUAUAUUAGGGUGCAUAAGACUGAUUAAUCACUAAUUUCCCUUUUUCACCAUCAUUAUAACAUGGCUAACAUGGUAUAACACGGUUUUCACAGCACAAAAAUGCUUUGUUAGCUCAGUUAUGUUAUAACUAUUGAGAAUUCAGUGAAAUUUAGCAACCACAGCCUUGAAUUUCUCACAUAUUAAUGAGAAUGAUGCUGCACAUCUUGCAUCCAUGUAGGAAAGUUUAUUUAAAAGAAAAUUAUAUAUUUAAACAUUUACAGAAUUAAAAGCAUGAUUUUAUCUGACAGAAUAUUCAAUUUCUAAACUGCUUAUCUAGUGAGGGAAGCUGUUGCUACCUGCUUUUUUUUUUAAACUGAGGAGUCUUUUUUAACUGAGAAGAGCAACCCAUCUGGGCACUUUGCCCAAAGGAUGCCAGCUCCUCUCAUUCCUGAGUGAAAAUUCCAUAAAAAUGAAUGGCAGUCAAUGGGAAAGACUGGAUCAUAAGGGAUUUAGAAGCUUAAAGUAUGAAAUCUUAAGGCGCUGCUAGCUUCUCAGCUUGUGGCUUAUUGGCUCCACUUUGUUUGCCUGCUGCUUCACUGCACAUUGCAUGCUGGGAUACUGUGCCACAGACUAACAGUUAGUUUGGUAUUUAAAUGCCCAAAACAGAUGUUAAUGCUAAAUGUAAACAGGGUCUAAAAAGUGUGUGUGUGUGCCCCCUUUAGGGCUCUGGAUGGAGUCAGAGUUGAUUUAAUGCCCUUUGGAAGUCAGUGCCAAGAUGCAGUCAUGCACCAUUAAUCUCAGAUAGACUCAAUGCAGUACGUAGUCAUGAUUACGGAUUCUUAACAAGCUGCAUUUUUGGUUAAAGCCUCACAGCUCAUGCUUCACUGUAAAUGAUGCAGGCUGCAGUCAGUGAAAGCGGAGUCAUAAUCAGUGCUGCACUUUGAGAAUGUCCAGGUAUUGUCCAACUUUUUAAUAUAACUUCCUGCUUUUGCUGCUGUAGGUAGAGAAGGUUAACUUAAGUAGUGUCAUGUUAGGACCAAAGCAUUGCUUACUGGUGCCUUCUGUGUUUAAUAUUGAGAAAUGCAUUACUGUCAGAUCACGUUGAUUGUUAGAUGGACUCGAUCCAUUGUUUGUGGCCUCAAAUGUGACGGUAAAAUAACUUAAUUUGAUAAAAAGAUUAUUUCAUUCUAUAUUUUUGGUUCACAGCAUGAUUUAUUUCACCAGUAUGAAAAUGUGUUGUUGGGAAAGAUUAAGCCAAUGACUUAUUCACUCAGUGAUCACUUUAUUGGGUAUAGCUGUUCAGCUGCUCACUAACAGAAAAAUCUAUUCAGCCAAUCUUGUGGCAGUGAAUAAUGUAUUUAGGCAUUUAGACUUGGUCAGGAGCGGGGAAGAAAGGUUGUUUAUCUGCCAUGGUUGGUGCCAGACGGACUGGUCUGAGUGUUUACUGGGAUUUUCAUGCACAACCAUCUCUAGAGUUUACAGAGAAUUGUGAGAGAAAGAGAAUACCCAGUGAGUGGCCGUUCUCUGGGAUGAAAUACCUUUUUGAGAGGAGGAUAACCAGACUACAACCAUAACCCAAUCACUCAUUACAACCAAGCAACUUCUGCUGAAAAUGUAGAACCUUGAAGCAAAUGGGUGAUCUGUAAAUGAAAUUUCCUUCUGGGAUCAGUGUUAUCUGAAAUUUGCUACAGCAGGAUAAGACUACACUGGGUGUCCCUCCUGUCAGUUAAGAACAGGAAACUGAGGCUACAGGUCACAGAGGCUACCAGAUUAGACAGUGAGAAAGCAUUACCUGGUCUGAUGAGGUUCAAUUACUGCUGCAAUAUUCAGAAUCUGGUGCUGAAAGCAUAAAAGCACAGACCUUUACUGUCUUGUAUCAGCGGUUCAGGCUGCUGGUGGUGUAAUUGGCUUCUUAUUACCAGCUAAGCAUUUUUUAAGUACCACAGCUUACUAGAGCAUUGUCCACGUCCAUCCCUCUAUUAACAGUGUACCAUCCUCUGAUGGCUACUUCCUGCAGGAUAAUGCACCAUGUCACAAAACUCAAAUCAUCUUAAUUUUUCUUUUUUUUUUUUUUACAUCACAGUGGGUUCCCUCUAUUUAAAUGGCACAGGAACGGGAAAUUUGAAUCAUGGAUGUACAGCUGACAAAGCUACAGCAGCUCUGUGACGCUGCGGUUUUGAUAAUGACCAUAAACUUUGGGGAAUGUUUCCAGCACUUUCUGAAUCUCUAUCAGAAGAAUUAAGGCACAUUUCUAGGCAAAAGGGAGUCCAACUAGAAGGUGUACCUAAUAAAGUGAUCAGAGGGUACUUUCUCUAACAUGAACUCAACUGCCUACAUUCCUUUGAGAAAAUGUCUUUUUUUUUGCCAAAUAUUCCUGUGAAAUGUCAUGUCUUUUUUUAAUUUUAUGACUUGAGUAUAUAAUAUUAAUACAUGUGCUAUAGAUUAUUUAAUGAGGCAAAUUCUAUUUGCCUAUAAGCUGUAUAAAUCAUUUAUUGAAACAGAGAUAACUUCUCUUAGGAUUGUUUUUAUUGUAACUAAUUGAAAGUUAAAAGACCGUAACAGAAUUAAACUGUUCUCAUCUUUCCACAAAUUAAAAAGCCCAUUUGUCA
This is a messenger RNA of Cheilinus undulatus (humphead wrasse), 4915 nucleotides long. It is a transcript of the gene hspa13, whose product is annotated as heat shock protein 70 family, member 13. Bases 116 to 1438 code for a protein of 440 amino acids. Lineage: Eukaryota; Metazoa; Chordata; Actinopteri; Labriformes; Labridae. Gene Ontology annotation, biological process: protein refolding; cellular response to unfolded protein; vesicle-mediated transport. The transcript has 5 exons. Gene Ontology annotation, cellular component: plasma membrane; cytoplasm; cytosol. Gene Ontology annotation, molecular function: misfolded protein binding; ATP binding; ATP hydrolysis activity. The record is from RefSeq and is a predicted model, not a curated record.